Messenger RNA from Acaulospora colombiana, 1405 nucleotides. Lineage: Eukaryota; Fungi; Glomeromycota; Glomeromycetes; Diversisporales; Acaulosporaceae. The record is from the annotation of a GenBank genome assembly.
AUGCAUUCGAGAUCUAAUACAAGGAAUUCAGCCACUCCUGAUUAUUUUGAUAGAACAUACCCGGCCUCGUACGCUAAAAUGAAGAAACUUGAUCUUGGACCUAAUAAAGGGGCAAGUAGCGAUGAGGUAAAGGACUUCUGGAAAGGCAUUGAAAGUGACAAGAGAUAUGAAACUGCUCUCAAAAAUUUGGAUAUGGUAUUCACUGUGGAGCGUACAUUGGAACAUAACGACUAUAUAAAUGAAGUGGGACAACGGCGCAGACAGGUUAUGAAACGUAUUUCUGAAGAUUACCAAGAAGAAAACUUCAUUGACUCAAAUCAAUCCAAUAAAAACAAUUAUUCUUUGAGAAAAAAACAACGUGUAAAUUAUAAUGAGGAAGAAAUGCUUAAGAGGCAAUAUCAGUACAGAGAAACUUCGCCGUCGCCACGCCAACCUGCAGGUAACCUCCCAUUUGAUAACAGUCAUGAAUCUGGCGAUUCGGAUACCGGAAUUGAACCUAAUUGCCCAGUAAUAAUCAACGACGUUAUGGAACUGCAAUUGGGACCAUUACCCCGAAAAGAGUCCAGAUGGUUCGUAAAUGACAUGGAUGUUUCUGAAAAGUGGCAUCUCUUCAAGGAAGAGUCAUUGAAAUUAGCAAAGAGGGAAGUGGAGGUUUUUGGUGACGAGUUACUAGAAAUUAUGCAUAACGAUAUUUUACAAAGACUUACUAACCAAAAAACGGAAUUUGACGAGGAAACAUUAGUGAAACUUGUCCGGAUUGUUAAGCGCCUACAACGAAAAGAAAUCACGAGAGAUGAUGCUGUUUCAGAAUUGCAAAUUCUGGCAGUUGGCCGUUCUUAUGGAGAACGUGCAAUUUUGAAGGCUAUAAGAAACAUUAUUGAAAGCGUUCCAAGAGUAACAUUAAAAAGCCCUGUCGGUGAGGUGGAAUUAUGUACUAGUUAUAUCGAUACAAUUCUCUGCCCAAUAUUUUCGGAUCCUGAUAGUGGUGGUUACAGGGCGAAUAAACAGGCAGAAGAGUCAAAGGCCAGAAAGUAUACGAGUAGAGCCAAACAACCAGAUGCCAUCAUUAAUGAGAUAAAUCAGUUAUCUUGGGGUCUAAGUAAAGGACAUGGUGAAGCAAAAGUUCAAGAAGAGGAGAAUAACCUUUACCUCCUUUGCACGGAUCUCAUCCGGGUAGCUGUGUUUAACAAAGAUGCGAUCGACUUUUAUAACAUGAAUUGUAUGCUCGGAUUUCAGGUUGUCGGGCAACAUAUCACAUUCUAUCUCACCACGCUUUUGUGUGACGUCUUAUAUGUUAUGGUGGAAUUUGGUCAUAUUAAUGUGCCUAUGUCACUUGAACAGGUUCCUGCCUUCCUCACUAGCCUUGAUACACUUCUCAUCAUAUCUGAUGCGUUCUGGGCUAAUU